CAGUGUUGCAUUUCAAUACAAUAAUCUGAAGUCUGGUUGUGUUUUAAAUUGUAAGGUUAUAGAACACGUACAUUUACUCGUCGGUGUUGGGAUACUAAGUUUAAGAUUCUGUGAAGGAGUGAAAAGUAUCGACUUCGUUGGCCUACAACUGAAAAUCGUUUGCUAAUACCGGGGCGCCAUGUCUGGAACAUCUGUUGAGGUAACAGGAGUCCCAAACAUCCUCUCUGAUGACCGGAUGGAAGAUAAACUCACAAUACACUUUCUUCGACCAAGAAACGGUGGUGGAGAGGUGACGAGGGUGCUUUUCCCGUCCUACAUUCCAGGACAGGCAUUUGUCAUCUUCGAGGAAGCAGCAGUGGUUGGCCGUGUUCUGAAGCGUAGCCAUGUACUGGAAUUCGACAAACACUCAUUUCCACUCAAAGUUAAGGCAGCCGACAGACCCGAGGUGGACCUGCCGGCGGAGGCUAGUCUGAACAUGAGGUUGUUCAGCAGUGAGAGGGAGGUGCUGCGCCUCCUCAAGGCGCAUGGUCUGCGUGUGACGGAGAAGCUCCAGAGUGAGGUGCGUGUUCAGGGCUCCUUCCUGGGGCUCAGAGACGUGAAGGCCCAGCUCCAGCUGCUGGUGAAGGACCCCCAGCCGCCCACGCCUUACCCCAGCAUCAACGGCCAUGAACAGUCUCUGGGUGCCAUUGCCAAGUCCACCAACAGGGGGCGUGAUGUCUCCUGCAGUCCCUCGGUGUUUAAUAGCCCUGCAGCAGUGAAUGGUGAUCGGUCUCCGUUCUCGCCAUCUCUCCCCUCCAGCCCUUCGUCAGAGUUCCUGUAUGGCCAGCCCAGCCCACCAGGGUACGGAGCGAGGUCCUCUUCCAGAGACACCCCCUCCCCAUGGCCACCCGCCUCCUUCAUGACAGAUCCAGAUCUGCUCAGGUUUGCUCAGUCCUUCAAGCAGAAAGACAUUGACUUGAUCCUGAAGAACCACAAGGUGACGAUGGAUGUGAAGUGGAGUGAGGGUGCCGAUGUCUCCAGCGUGGCUCUGCAGGGGAGGGGGUCCCAGGGUGCCAUGGAGGAGCUGCAGGGGUUCCUGAACGUGCUCGCCCCAACCAUCCGCACCCAACAAAUACAGCUGGGGUCUCUUGAUCACAACGUUCAAGUUGAAGUUGGUAAACAAAUUCAGAUGUAUAAGGAUGAUUUUCAUUCAGUGAUGAUCCGUCAGGUCGGAGACACGAUUCGUCUGGUGGGGCCGUCCAGCGACAGUUAUGAGCUGAAGCGAAGGAUUCUAGGAGAGCUUGUAGACCUGCCCCCUUUACCGCUGAGAGGGAGACCCCAGAGCAGAGACCCCAGCAGCCGCAGGUCCUCCUCUCUGCCUCGACAGCUCCACAAGAGAGACUCCAGUUCCUCCGCACUGGCUCGACAGCUCCACAAGAGAGACUCCAGUUCCUCCGCACUGGCUCGAGAUCAAGGUUCCUCGAGGGACCAGGGAGGUUCACGUUCUGCUGGUUCUGCUGGAGGGGUUCUGGAAGCGGGGAAUGUCCCUGCCGCCAGGAGGAGCGGCCGGCAGAGGAGCUCUUCUGAGUCCCGGGAGAAGAAGAAGGAGCAGAAGGAGAUGAUGCGGCAGGACAUGGCAGAGCCAGCGCCAUCUAGUGGACCCAUAUCACCACGGAUGAAAAUGCAAUCAUUUUUUCAGAAGUUUCCUACUAGUAAAGAAGAUAUAAAGAAGGCAAUUAGGAAAGGAAACAGUCCCAAGAAGAAGCCUUGAGGAUUUAUGGAAGUUGAUGUUUGAUUAUUUGGGGGUGGUAACAGCUCAGCGGCAGAUCAAGAGAUCACAGGUUCAAAUCCCCCUGCUGUAGUCGCUUUGGAUAAAAGUAUCUGCUACAUAAAUACAUAAUGAGCCCACAGCAUCUGCUGGAUGAAGACAUGAUAUGCUGACUGCUUUGGGUUCAGGAGUGGAGGAGAAUAUGCACUAAUGAGACCUGCUAUACAAUUGAUGAUUUUGCUAUUAAUGUGAUAAUAUAUUGAGACAUGUAACAUGAUGAACUGCAUCCUAAAUUGUUUUAGAGUUGGUUAGCACCUCAGUUGGUUGACUUGAUCAACAUAUUUUAUAGAAUGACUGUAAAUUUGAUUAAAUACAAUCAGUCAGUUUAGUUUUGAUCUUUACACAUAUUACGCACAAGUUUUACCUCAAUUGAUCAUCUGUAAGUCAAGCUGUCCAUGACUUCAGUGCCUUUGUGUGUGUUUAUACCAGGUUAAUUGUAACGGCUGCUGUGAGUUUCUUUGGUUUGUUUAUCAGAAGGUAAUCUAUACAAACUCUAUGUACAGUAUACUCAAUAAACAAAUCAA
This is a messenger RNA of Osmerus eperlanus (European smelt), 2331 nucleotides long. RefSeq lists its product as uncharacterized. Lineage: Eukaryota; Metazoa; Chordata; Actinopteri; Osmeriformes; Osmeridae. The transcript is spliced from 4 exons. The record is from RefSeq and is a predicted model, not a curated record. Bases 179 to 1750 code for a protein of 523 amino acids.